This is a messenger RNA of Melopsittacus undulatus (budgerigar), 456 nucleotides long. RefSeq names its product Fc epsilon receptor Ig (gene FCER1G). The transcript is spliced from 5 exons. The record is from RefSeq and is a predicted model, not a curated record. Gene Ontology annotation, molecular function: IgE receptor activity. NCBI's taxonomy places the organism in Eukaryota, Metazoa, Chordata, Aves, Psittaciformes, Psittaculidae. Gene Ontology annotation, cellular component: Fc-epsilon receptor I complex. Gene Ontology annotation, biological process: cell surface receptor signaling pathway. Bases 69 to 326 code for a protein of 85 amino acids.
UGGUGUGGGGUGGGUGAAAGCUCCGGCUGUGCCGCGGUCACCGUCAGUGCCUGUCACCCACUGCACCCAUGGGUGUCCUCCUGCUCCUGCUCCUGCUCCAGACCCCAGCUGCAGAGGCUCUGAUGGAACCCGAGUUCUGCUACAUCCUCGAUGCCAUCCUCUUCAUCUACGGCAUCAUCCUCACAACCAUCUAUUGCCGGCUCAAGUUCACCAUUUACCGAGCGUCCCAUCAGGCAGGCAUGAAGAAGAAGGAAGAAGGCGUCUAUGCUGGGCUCAGCAGUGAGGGCCAAGAGACAUACGAGACCCUCGAGAUCAAAAGCUCCUGACCCCAUCCUGCGGCUCCGGGACCCCCCCGGACCCCCCUUUUCCCCCUGGAAAUGGGGGGGGUUGGUCCCAAACCCCCAUUGUGGGUCCGGGAGCCCCAGUUCUGCUCUGUGUGUCCCAGUAAAGCAGCAC